UUCGCCUUGCCAAAUUUCCCUCUCAUCUCUGCAAAACAAGCUUUCCAACGUCACUCUAACCCCAUCUCUCUCCCUCUCUCUCGCUCGUUCGUGUGAGAAGUAGGGCAAAUAUGGGGGUGAAAAACCUGUGGGACAUCCUAGAAUCCUGCAAGAAAACUCUCCCUCUUCAUCAUCUCCAGAAUAAAAGGGUGUGUAUAGAUUUAUCAUGUUGGAUGGUUCAACUUCAUAAUGUCAACAAGUCUCACUGUUCCCUCAAGGACAGGCUUUAUCUCAAGGGUCUCUUUCACCGACUCAGAGCCCUCAUUGCUAUGAAUUGCAGCCUUAUCCUUGUUACCGAUGGAUCAAUUCCUGCCAUCAAAUUAUCUACUUAUAGGCGGCGCUUAAAGUCGGGAUCUGAGGCUACGCAGGAUGAAACAAAUUCACUUAAAGUGACUUCACUUCGAAGAAAUAUGGGAUCUGAGUUUUCUUGUAUGAUAAAAGAGGCCAAACUCCUUGGUGUGGCACUUGGGAUUCCUUGCUUAGAUGGGGUUGAGGAAGCUGAAGCUCAGUGUGCAUUGUUAAAUUCUGAAUCAUUAUGUGAUGGAUGCUUCACUUCAGAUUCUGAUAUUUUCCUGUUUGGUGCAAGGACAGUAUACAGAGAUAUUUGCCUUGGGGAAGGUGGCUAUGUUGUUUGUUAUGAAAUGGCUGACAUUGAGAAAAAGCUCGGGUUCGGAAGGAACUCCUUGAUUACACUGGCCAUUCUUCUUGGCAGUGACUACUCUCCAGGAGUUCGUGGGCUUGGUCCUGAGUCUGCAUGCCGGAUUGUUAAGUCAGUGGGUGAUAGUGCCAUUCUUCAACAAAUUGCAUCAGAAGGAUUGUCAUUUGCAAAGAAGUUAAAGGGUUCAAGGAAACAAGGGCACAUUAUCAGAUGCAGUUACAAAGAAAACGAGUCGGAUCAUGAAAUGAAAAUUAAUGGAAGUGAACCUGAUUUACAAGGGGAAGAUCAAUUCCUGCAAGUGAUUGACGCAUAUUUAAAGCCAAAGUGCCAUUCAGGUGACUCUGAGGCUGUUCAUAGGGUUCUUGCUCUGUAUCCGUUUCAACGCACCAAUAUUCAACAGAUAUGUACUCAGUUUUUUGAUUGGCCUCCUGAGAAAACAGAUGAGUAUAUCCUACCUAAGAUUGCUGAAAGAGACUUACGGCGGUUUGCUAAUUUGCGUUCUACUUCAUCAGAACUAGGACUUGGGCUUCCAUUGGACAAGAUGCCUGUCAAGUGUCCUGUAUCUGGAAUCAUCAAGCAGAGAAAAAUUCAAGGACAAGAUUGCUUGGAGGUUUCCUGGGAAGAAAUGCAUGGGCUUAACACCUCAAUAGUUCCAGCUGAUCUAAUUGAGAGAGCUUGUCCUGAAAAGAUUCUGGAGUUUGAGGAGAGAAGAGCUCAACGAAACAAACCAAAUCAUCGUAAACCAAGAACAAAGAAAUCAGAGAACAGAGCACCGAUGAAAGAAAUUGACCUAAAACUUCAAGAUCUGCUUCUAGACAUUGAACAAGAAAGCAGUGCCAGUCAGAGAGGAAAUGAACCAAAGAGCAGAAAUGCAGCUGUGAUCAAAGGUGAUCUGAUGAACAAAAACCUGCGUAUUUCUACCAAGUCAAAAGGCAACAUUGAAAGCAACAAUGCCGCAGAUUGCUACACAACAGGUUCAAGUGUUGCAACUAUGGAGGUCAUUGAUCUCUUGAGCCCUUCCCCACCCGUGCAUGGCCGUAUUGUUUCGAGAUGUCAACAAGCCAAUGUUGAAUGUAUCGACAUGAUUGACUUGAGUGAAUCAGAAACUGAAGCAUCGCCAGAGCACACCAGGAAGGCUAGAGAGUUGAGAUUGUUCUUAGAUAGCAUCAGAAAAGACAUUUCUUGAAUAUGACCAUUAUGCAUAUGUAUAUUGUAUUUCUACAGAGUGUGUGAAUGUGUGUGCACACUGUACUUUUCGUAUUCAUAUAUGAUACUCUCCUUUUUCAGUGUCGUUAAAAUGAAAUGGUUCUUAGCAUUGUUACAGAUA
Camellia sinensis is the source of this 2024-nucleotide messenger RNA. Lineage: Eukaryota; Viridiplantae; Streptophyta; Magnoliopsida; Ericales; Theaceae. The record is from RefSeq and is a predicted model, not a curated record.